Messenger RNA from Pseudoliparis swirei, 2067 nucleotides. It is a transcript of the gene hyal4, whose product is annotated as hyaluronidase-4. Gene Ontology annotation, biological process: hyaluronan catabolic process; carbohydrate metabolic process. Gene Ontology annotation, molecular function: hyalurononglucosaminidase activity. NCBI's taxonomy places the organism in Eukaryota, Metazoa, Chordata, Actinopteri, Perciformes, Liparidae. The coding region runs from base 115 to 1653 and encodes 512 amino acids. The record is from RefSeq and is a predicted model, not a curated record. The transcript is spliced from 4 exons.
AGACCCCCGCCCCCCCGAGGAGAGACCCCCCCCCAAGAGAGAGCCCCGCCCCCCCACCGGACUGCUCGCCCGCCUCCAGGAUGAUUGACAGCUGCUCCUCCUGAAACCCCCAGGAUGCCUGUGGUGCCAGUGGGCGGGGCAUCCUCCUCCCACCACGUGGUCCCCGUCGCCCUCACCUGGCCGCUGCUGCUCUUCCACGCCGCCGUCGCCGUCGGUCAGAAACCCGCCAAGCUGCCUCUGAUUGGCCGGAAGCCCUUCGUCGCCGCCUGGAACGCCCCUCUGGACAUGUGCGCCAUCAAGUACAACGUGACCACCAACGCCCACCGCCUCUUCCACAUCCACGGCAGCCCCCGCGCCGGCUGGACGGGUCAGAACGUCACCAUCUUCUACGCCAACCGGCUGGGCUACUACCCCCACUACACGCCGCAGGGCGCGGCCGUGCACGGCGGCGUGCCGCAGAACGGCAGCCUGGAGCGCCACCUGGUCAAGGCCCGCCGGGACAUCGACCACUUCAUCCCCUCGCGGGACUUCCGCGGCCUGGCCGUGAUCGACUGGGAGUUCUGGCGGCCUCAGUGGAGCCGCAACUGGCACAAGAAGGACAUCUACCGCCGCGAGUCCCGGGAGCUGACCGCCGGCGCCUACGUCAACGUGACGGCGGCCCAGGUGGAGGAGCUGGCGCGCCGGCGGUUCGAGAAGAGCGCCGAGGCGUUCAUGCAGAGGACGAUCCAGCUGGGGACGCGCCUCCGCCCCGACGGGCUCUGGGGGUUCUACCUCUACCCCGACUGCCACAACUACAACCUGCACGAGGGGAACUACACGGGCGCCUGCCCCCUGCUGGAGAGGCUGAGGAACGACGAGCUGCGCUGGCUGUGGAACAGCAGCACGGCGCUCUUCCCCUCCGUGGCGCUCCGGAAGAGCCACGCCGGCAGCGUCGGCAACCUGCGCUUCUCCCAGCACCGGAUCCGGGAGUCGCUGCGCAUCGCCGCGCUGACCUCCCGGGAGCACGACCUCCCCACCUACGUGUACCUGAGGCUGGGCUACCGGGAGGAGGCCCUGGCCUUCCUCACCACGAAGGACCUGAUCCACACCAUCGGGGAGAGCGCCGCCCUGGGGGCCGCGGGGUUCGUCAUCUGGGGGGAUUUGAACCUGACGACCUCCAGGUUCAACUGCACCAAGGUGAAGACGUUCCUGAGCCGGCGGCUCGGCCAGUACGUCACCAACGUGACGCGCGCCGCCGAGGUCUGCAGCGACUUCCUGUGCCGGAGCAACGGCCGCUGCGUCCGCCGGGACGCCCUCGCCCGCCACUACCUCCACCUGAGCGCCGCCGGCUACCGCAUCCGGCCCUCGGGCGACGGGGGCUUCGCCGUCAGCGGGCGCCACUCGCGGCGCGAGCUGCGGCUGCUGGCCGAGAGGUUCCGCUGCCACUGCUACGAGGGCCACGAGGGCGAGCGCUGCGACGGCGCCAACGAGGUGCGGGAGGAGGGCGGCGGGGGGGCGGGGCAAGAGGAAAAGGAGGAGGAGCGGCGGAGGAAGGCGUGGGAGGAGGAGCGGGGCGAACGAUGGGAGGCGGGGGAGAGCGAGGCGGCGCCGACCGGCCGCGGCGGCGUCCUGAUGCUGCUGGGGCUGCUGCUGAACCUCACCGUGGUCACAUGACCAACAACACCGUGGUCACGUGACCAACAACACCGUGGUCACAUGACCAACAACACCGUGGUCACGUGACCAACAACCCUCAGGCUCUGAGGCUGAGGAAGGCGGAGCUUCAGCGAAGACGAUGACGUCAUCCACUGAUGCUGCAGGAGAAGAGAGUUCCUCCUCUCACGGUCCAUGAACAGUGUUGUGUGUUGUUGUGCGUUCAGAGCCACACAACAACAACAACAACACACAUGAACACUCGGCUGAGGGGGUGAAAAGUAAAACAACUAAACAUGACACUUUAUUUUGAGUGUGAUGGCACUUUAUAUACACACACACACACUGACACACACAUACACACUUACACACACACACACACACACACAUAGUUCCCUGAAUGUAAACGCACUGCGAAUAAAAGACUUUUCUUCA